Messenger RNA from Ichthyophthirius multifiliis, 1024 nucleotides. RefSeq lists its product as hypothetical. The record is from RefSeq and is a predicted model, not a curated record. The transcript has a single exon. Lineage: Eukaryota; Ciliophora; Oligohymenophorea; Hymenostomatida. The annotation marks the transcript as partial.
UUAAAUAAAAAAAAGAACAAAUAAGAAUAAAAUGGAAAAAGUAAUAAAUUUCAUAUAAAAAAACAAAUACAUCCUAGGAGCUACAGCUGCAGCCUCUACCGCCCUUUUCAUUUUACACUAACUAACAAAGGAAUCUGAAGUUGAGCUUGAAUCUGUCUAAGAUUAAUUAAAAAAAGUUGAAAAUUAAGAAUAAAAAUAAUAAUAAUAAAAUAACCCUUAGUGUCCAUAAGGUGGUGAAUAUAAUACAAAAUUGAACGAGAUUUGUACUUAUUUAUAGGGAUUAAAAUUUGAUAAGAACAGUAUUGAAUAUAUCUACGAGAUAAUGUAAAACUCAAUUAAGUUAGUGGAAGAGGAAUACGUUCAAAUGACUAAAACUAAUAGAAAUUUGCGCCGAUAACUACUCUAAAAUAAUUCUAGUGAAUAAUAUUUAGAUGCUAUAAUGAAAUAUAAUGAAGACAUAGAAAAAUCACUUGAAAAUGCAAACAAAUAAAUAAUUGCUAAAUUAGGAAUUUCAUCAUAAGAAUUCGAAGAUUCCGUAAUUUAAUUAAUGGAAUAAGGAAGAUAUUAAGAAAUUUAUAUGCUUUAAGCCACAAUGAGAUAAAAAAUGAAAGAAUUUAUCAAAAAUGACAUUAAUGUGCAAGUUACUAUAGAUUAAAUGAAAGAAUUAAUUCAAUAUUAGAUUAAUCUUUUGAAUGAAAAACCAGCCCUUAUUAAAGAAGCUAUAUCAAAGAUGUCUUAAAAUUAAGAAACUGUGUAGUAAAUACCUAUUAUUAUAUCAACCAUGUUAAAUGAUUAUGUAUUUGAAAAGUUUAAACUCGAAGAAGAAGAUUAAAUGAAGUUUAUGGCUAAUCCAAAUGUUUUAAGAGAUUAGGAAAUUAUUACACUUUUAUAAUAAAUUGAAUAAUCUAUGUAUAUGUUAAUGUCUAGUUUAGCUUAAUGACAAAAAUUAUUUUAUUUUAUUUUUUUAUUAAGGAAAAAUUUAUUUAUUAUAUAUAUAAGAAAAAAAGAAAAGAUUUUUUUUAAU